AUGGUAGCCGUGCGGCCGAUCUCCAAUUCUAAUUUCAAGUUCAAUGGACGCACCACUCAGCCCGGCGAAGAGGACAAUGGGUGCCGGAAUCGGUGUGAAAGAAAGAGCGUUUCUGCUUCGUUCUGUUUGAAUUGUUCGGUCGGGCACGUGCUGGCAGGCGAGCUGGGGCGGGGGGGGGCGCGCCGGGAGACGAGGAGUGUCUGUCUCUUCCCCCUCGCCAUUAUCACCCCAGCUGUUAAUGUCAAAUCAAACGCCCACCUCACCCUCUGUCCCGCUCCCCCCCCUCCUCCUCCCCUGGGUCUCCGGCAGGGCGACGCUGCAGAGAUGAGCACGGUCUGGUCCCCGACUUUCAGCCUGCGGCCCUCCCCCGCCCCCCCCAUCGGGAAGAAGAUCCUGCUGCUCCCGAAGAAGCGCUGUGAUGUCCCAGCUGUCGCUGCUGCGCGUCGGGAGCCUGGGAGAGGCACCGCGGCCGGUGUGCGCGGCAGUGUGAGGACGGCCAGUCACGGGCACGGAGUGGCGAAGCAGGCGGACAUGUCUCUGCCCAUGUACUGGGACCGCCGGGACACCCCGCUGCCGGAUGUCCCGUACCAGCGAGAGCUGAGCGGGCCGCAGGAGAGCCUGAAGCUGAAGGAGAGAGGGUCGUGGAAGGAGCUCACCCGGGAGGAGCAGAUCGCCUUGUACCGCAUGAUGUUCAAGCAGAGCUACGCGGAGAUGAAGAAGCCGUCGAACGAGUGGAAGACGGUGGUGGGGGGUGUCUUCAUCUUCAUCGGGAUUACCAGCCUGGUGGUGUGGUGGCAGCGCGUCUUUGUGUACCCCCCCCGGCCGCACACCCUGACCGACGAAUGGAAGGCCAUGCAGGCCAAGAGGAUGAUCGACAUGCGGGUCAACCCGGUGGAGGGCCUCUCCGCCAAGUGGGACUACGAGAGGAAGGAGUGGAAGAAGUAGGAGAGGCGAGGCGAGGCCGGGACGAAGGGCCAGCGGGUCACCCUCUCGUCGGCCUGCCCGGAUGAGCACUCUGCCCUCCCUCCUGCGAGCCACCGGCCCCUCCAUCCUGUCCUUCACACCUCCCACACUCGGGGAGGGAAAACCCCUCCUGCUUGCCCGGCGCUGCGGCAGGGCGCCACUGCGCGCCUCUCGCUUCUAGGAAACGAAACAAGCCUGCAGAAGGUAGAGCCGGUUAGCUUCACCUGAGAUGCACCCACGUUUUUUCCAACGGGAGCCAGGAUUUGUUUGAUCAAGUUCCGAGGCAGUGCGGAUGGGAAAAUCGGGGAAAGUCCGUUGUGGUGGGAUUCCCCUUGCACACUUCUGUUUCCUUUUGAUAUGCACUGUCUGAAUCGAAAUAAAAAUCUUGAAUCGUG
Messenger RNA from Lepisosteus oculatus (spotted gar), 1358 nucleotides. Lineage: Eukaryota; Metazoa; Chordata; Actinopteri; Semionotiformes; Lepisosteidae. The record is from RefSeq and is a predicted model, not a curated record.